AGAAGAAGAAGUAGAAGCUGCUAAGGCUAGAUUAUCUAGCUCAUGUUGGACAAAUAAAUUUUAUAUCCAGUGAAUACUAAGAAAGGACGAGCUUCCAAACUGAUCAGAAAAUGGAGUUAAGAAACAUCAUGGACCAGUCUCCAUUGGUCCAAGCUAUAUUCAGUCGAAAUGUUGAGGAAGUGACCUUUUUGCUGAAUCAUAAUGAAGAUGUUAAUUCACAGGACCAAGAACAAAGCACACCACUGCACGCUGCUGCUUAUUUGGGUGACAUCAACAUUAUGAACCUCCUUAUCACCUCAGGUGCAGUUAUUAACAACAUGGACCAGGGUUUGUUAACUCCAUUACAUCGAGCUGCUGCAUCUAGAAAUGGAAAGGCAGUGGAGCUGCUACUAAAGCACAGAGCAGAUGUGAACACAAGGGACAAAUUCUGGUAUACACCUUUGCAUGUGGCAGCCGCAAACUGGGCUAUAGGUUGUGCAGAAGCCCUAAUGCCACAUCAGUGCAGCCUGGAUCAUGCAGACAAGUCAGGGAGGACACCACUACAUCAUGCAGCACACAGUGGCCAUGGAGAGAUGGUAAACUUGCUUUUAAGUAAAGGUGCCAAUGUAAGAGCGAGGGAUAAGAAGGAAAGGGAGCCGGUUCACUGGGCAGCAUAUCUUGGACAUGUGGAGGUUUUGAAGUUGCUGGUGUCUCACAGUGCUGAUGUGAUGUGCAAGGACAAACGUGGUUAUACUCCGCUCCAUGCUGCAGCUGCCUGUGGACAGUUGGACGUGGUCAAAUAUCUGUUGAUGGCUGGGGUAGAGAUUGAUGAACCCAACCUAUUCGGAAACACAGCCCUACAUAUGGCAUGCCAUAUGGGGCAGGACACUGUGGCCACUGAGCUGGUGAACUGUGGUGCAAACAUCACUCAGUAUAACAACCACGGCAGUACGCCAUUACAUCUGGCUGCCGCCUCCUCCAGCGGGACGCUGUGUCUUGAGCUGCUAAUCAACAAUGGGGCUAAUGUUAAUGUACAGAAUGCAGAAGGACGGACACCUUUGCAUAUGGCUGCUUUAUAUGGGGGCUUCACAGGCUCACAAAUUCUAAUCCAAAAUGGUGCUGAGAUUGACUGUGUUGAUUUGCAUGGGAACAGUCCACUUCAUGUUGCUGCAAGGCAUGGCCAGGAGUUGUUGAUUAGCACUUUGCUGACACAUGGUGCUGACCCAGCCAGGCAAGGAGUUCACGGUAUGCUUCCACUGCAUUUGGCGGCACUCUAUGGAUAUCCAGACUGUUGUCGCAAGCUAAUGUUUUGUGGUCAGUUGUACAACGUUGUGCCUUCUCUAAAGAAUGGCCAAUUGCUGACAGAUGGAUUUGAUGUAAAUACACCAGACAACUAUGGGAGGACGUGCCUGCAUGCAGCUGCCUGUGGAGGAAAUGUUGACUGUCUCAACUUGUUGCUAAAUAGUGGUGCUGAACUGAGUUUGAAAGAUAAUUUGGGAAGAGCUCCUUUGCACUACGGUGCAGCCAGUGCAAGCAGCCAAUGUACAAUCGCUCUGGUGAGAGCUGGUGGUGAGGUCAAUGAGCAAGAUGUGACAGGCUGCACCCCUCUGCACUACGCCGCUGCUUCACACACUUGCUGUAGAGGGGACUCUGAGCAUGAGUACAAUAUGGAAACGCAGCAGGAGGCCUCUCUGUGUUUGAAUUACUUGCUGGACAAUGGAGGAAACCCAACUGUGAAGAAUACAAAGGGUUACAGUGCUGUCCAUUAUGCAGCAGCUCAUGGCAACAAACAGCAUCUGGAAAUGCUGUUGGAGAUUUCUUUCAAUUGUCUAGAAGAGGUUGAAAGCAAUAUUCCAGUCAGUCCUUUGCACUUAGCUGCUUACUACGGACACUGUGAAGCACUGCAUUUACUAUCUGAGACAUUAGUGAGUUUGGAUGUGCGGGAUGUUGAAGGAAGGACUGCCCUCCACCUCGCAGCUGAGAAAGGGUUCGCCCUGUGUGUGGACAUGUUGUUGAAACACAAAGCCUGCUACACACUGAAGGACUACAAACACAAACGGACUCCUCUCCAUGCUGCAGCUGCUGAGGGCCAUAUGGACUGUUUGCUUUUCCUGGUCAACAUGGAGGAAAGCCCUCACGUCAUUGACAGUCCAGAUACACGGGGACAGACAGCUCUCAUGCUGGCAGCUCGAGGCAGUCAUGUAGACUGUGUCCACAUCCUGUUGGAAAAAGGAGCUGAGGCUGAUGCUGCCGAUAAAAAAGGCUGCACUGCGUUACACAGAGCUGCCAUGCUGGGCAGUGAGGACUGUUUAAAUGCACUACUGGAACAUGGCGCCUCUGCUCUGUGUAGAGACUCUCAGGGUAGGACCGCACUGCAUCUGGCAGCAUCCUGUGGCCACACAGAGCUGCUCCACACUUUGCUAAAGGUUGCUAUGAAAGCUGACCCUCUGGACUCCAUGCUGGACUAUAGGGGAUACACACCCACACACUGGGCUGCCUACCAUGGGCAUGAGAGAUGUUUACACACUUUACUUGAAAAUAAACUGCUUUGCCAUCAGGAAGGAAAUGCAUUCACUCCUUUGCAUUGUGCUCUAAUUAAUGGACAUCAUGUUGCUGCUGAACUUAUCACAAAGACUGUUGGAAGUCAUAUUGUUAAUGUCAGCGAUGCCAAAGGAAGAACCCCCCUGCAUGCAGCUGCUUAUUCAGGAAAUGUUGCUGGGCUGCAGCUGGUCCUGGAUCAGGGAGUAGACGUCAAUGCUGUGGAUCACUAUGGAUCCUCUGCACUUAUGGUUGCUGCAGACAGUGGACAGUCUGAUGCCGUUGAAUUUUUACUGCACAAGGCGAAGCCAGACCUGACCCUGGUGGAUUUCAAUAACAACACAGCUCUUCACUUAGCCUGCAGCAAGGGACAUGAGAUGUGUGCGUUGUUAAUCCUCGGAGAAACCAACGACUCCUCACUCAUAAAUGCAACAAACAGCAGUCUGCAGAUGCCCCUGCACAUUGCAGCAAGGAAAGGUCUGGCAACUGUAGUACAGGUGUUACUUAGCAGAGGAGCAGCAGUCAUGGCAGUCGAUGGAGAGGGUCACACACCAGCCUUGGCUUGUGCCCCAAACAAGAAUGUGGCGGACUGUCUGGCCCUGAUCCUUUCCACCAUGAAGCCUUUCCCUCCCAGAGAAACCAGUAUAGGCAGAGUCUGCUGCUUCAGCCCCAUCCUGAAAAGCUGUGGCAUUGCUGCCACCUGUGGGUCUGGUGGCAACAUAUGUCGGUCCUACAUUAAGGACCAGACAACUACUGUUGCUCUACACGGGUGUUUGACAGAAUGAAAUCGUCCUACUAUAUCUCAACUUUUUAGCAAUCAUGCAAUCUUCUUUAUGACAUGUGUGUGACAUACACAGCGUCACAGUGGAGUAAGUUCUCAUGCAGCACUCACAUUAAAUACCAC
Thalassophryne amazonica is the source of this 3421-nucleotide messenger RNA. It is a transcript of the gene ankrd52b, whose product is annotated as ankyrin repeat domain 52b. The transcript is spliced from 28 exons. NCBI's taxonomy places the organism in Eukaryota, Metazoa, Chordata, Actinopteri, Batrachoidiformes, Batrachoididae. Gene Ontology annotation, cellular component: cytoplasm. The coding region runs from base 111 to 3302 and encodes 1063 amino acids. Gene Ontology annotation, molecular function: protein binding. The record is from RefSeq and is a predicted model, not a curated record.